This is a messenger RNA of Talaromyces rugulosus, 1188 nucleotides long. RefSeq lists its product as uncharacterized. The transcript has a single exon. NCBI's taxonomy places the organism in Eukaryota, Fungi, Ascomycota, Eurotiomycetes, Eurotiales, Trichocomaceae. Bases 1 to 1188 code for a protein of 395 amino acids. The record is from RefSeq and is a predicted model, not a curated record.
AUGCAUUAUACUUCGUUCUUCAUAUGCUUCGUCGCGGUAUUCCUGUGCUUUGCCGCCCACCGCACAGAUGGAUUACCUUCGUCAAAGCACGAUACCGGCGCACGCUUUGCUCUCGCUAUGGAAGAGGGCAACCAGCUAAUCCGGCUGCUGAAAGGUUGCGACCAGUCUCUCGACAGAGUGUCGAUAACUACAAAUGUGAACUGCACUUCUGUGCCGUCCGGGUUUCCAGAAACCUGCAAGAAGCUCACGGCUUUGCUAGAAAAGCUGUUGAAUUCCCACCACUCUAUAGUGCCCCGCUCGAUACCUGACAUGGACCAAAUCCCGAUCGGUCCUGGACCGCAGUACGGUCUACAGCAUACGGUUUCAGAAACAGCCAGAGACGUCCAGGUUGAGCGAAACAGUUUGGCGUCACGAUCAUAUGAUAUCAUUGCACGUGCUGCAGACCGCAACCAUCGCCGCGAAGUCUGCGAGGCCAAAGCGUGUCCGAAAAAGGGUCUCGAAAAGGCAUGCACUGCGAAGAAGCUGCAGCCCAAGACAGCGGCAACCUGCAAGAUGUGUUGUCCCACACCAGACCCCAAACUCAUCGGCGAGCAUUGCCAGGCAAGAUGGAAGCGAGAGCGGAAAGCGUUUUACGUUGUUUGCUUUGUUCUCAUUGGGAUUACGCUAGUUUCUGGCUUGGCCCUCCGCUUACGGAGAGCCUAUGUUCAAAAACAACAACAGCCACAGACCGAAGAGGAUAAACAAACGGGAGAACUGUACCAUUACGAUGGAGCCAAGUCGUCAAAAUCUUACGAUGGAGCAAAAUCAUCAACAUCUCUAAGGCAGAGUAGCCAGACGGACGGCCCUUCUUUGGAUACCGUUGAUCAGGAUGAAAAAUUGGAUGAGCUCUGGGAGGAGGAUGAGGGCGAUAUUGGAAGCUCGGCGGCUCAUAAGAAAUGGAAACAGCUGGGACUACUGUCCAAAAACGGCCGCAAGAGAGUUCAAGACCUGUUUGAUGUGGAGGCGAUGCGGUCCAGACGGGAAGUUGGCAACCCACCGCGACAGCAGUCCGAUGACAAGAUUCCAGUCAUGCCUCGAGCUCCCAACGCAACGGUUCGACAAAUGAAUCAGGGGUCUCGACGAGGUCGGCUCGAGAGGCAGUCUAGCCACGUUGAACUCCGGCAGGUUCCCUACGGUGGCACGGCUUGA